Molecule: messenger RNA, 1152 nt
Organism: Xenia sp. Carnegie-2017
Lineage: Eukaryota; Metazoa; Cnidaria; Anthozoa; Malacalcyonacea; Xeniidae
Product: U3 small nucleolar ribonucleoprotein protein IMP4-like
Exons: 8
Coding region: 194-1057 (287 amino acids)
Biological process (GO): rRNA processing
Cellular component (GO): Mpp10 complex; small-subunit processome; nucleolus
Molecular function (GO): snoRNA binding; rRNA primary transcript binding
Source: RefSeq, a predicted model, not a curated record
UGUUGAGAAAACCCUUUGACAAAUCUUUAAAAACUUUCGCAAUCUUUACAUGAUAUAAGUAUACAAACCGCUGUCCGCUAAUAAUACGGAAUGGGAAAAAAACAUCUUUGGAAAUUUUCCGUAUGCGCCUCCUUUUGAUGGAUGCCAUUUACUUAAUCCCGAUUCAAGAUAAUCAUAUCACAAAGAAGCAAAAAUGCUACGCCGACAAGCAAGACAGAGAAGAGAGUAUAUAUAUAAGAAGUCUAUAGAAGAUCAAGAAAGGACAACAUAUGAGAGAAAGAAACGUCUAAAACACGCUCUACAAGAAGGAAAACCAAUUCCUACUGAACUAAGAAAUGACGAAGCCGAGCUACGGAAAGCCAUUGAAUUUGAUGACGAAGCUCAUGAGAAUGCUACGACACAUGAGGAUGAUGAGUAUGCCUGGGCAGGAGUUGAAGAUCCAAAGAUCAUGAUCACAACAUCUCACUCACCUAGCUCUCGAUUGAAGCAAUUUGCCAAAGAGCUUCGACUGAUCUUUCCAAACAGUCAACGUCUCAAUCGUGGCAACUAUGUUAUGAGUCAGCUUGUUCAAGCUUGUCGAGCAAAUGAUGUUACGGACUUGAUCAUUGCCCAUGAACAUAGGGGAGAACCAGAUGGUCUUGUUGUGUGUCAUCUUCCCUAUGGACCAACUGCCUACUUCACGUUGUCAAACACAGUUAUGAGACAUGACAUCCCAAAUAUUGGAACCAUGUCAGAAGUUUAUCCGCACUUAAUCUUUCACAAGUGCUCAUCAAAACUUGGAGAAAGGGUCAAAAACAUUUUGAAAUAUUUAUUUCCUGUUCCAAAGGACGAAAGCAAGAGAGUUGUAACCUUCGCCAAUCAAGACGACUACAUUUCAUUCAGACAUCAUAGUUAUAAAAAAGUUGAUGGAAACAUCGAACUCUCCGAGAUUGGACCAAGAUUUGAAAUGAAAGUUUACGAAAUUCGCUUGGGAACAGUGGACCAAUCAGAGGCCGACGUGGAAUGGAGGCUAAAGCCUUACAUGAACACGUCAAAGAAGCGAAAGUUCUUGGAGUAAACCAACAGCAAUCGCUGUCAUCAUAAAUUUAGUAUUUAUAGGCAUUGAGUCGUGUUCUUUAAUAAAAAAUCUUCUAAGUAAGACAUGUACACAAA